AUGAAGACUCUCUUUCGCAACGCCGUUAUCGCCUCACCAACGGAGGCGUCUUGCCUGGUCGUCGAGGAUGAUCGUAUUGUCUACGUGGGCUCCGAGCAGAAUGCUCCUGCGGCUGACCAGCAGAAUGCUCCUGCGGCUGACCAGCAGGUUGAUCUUGCUGGACGGCGAGUCCUACCGGGUUUCAUUGAUGGACAUAUGCACCUACUUCUCUUCGGAGCCUCUCUAUCCAAAAUCGAUCUAUCGCAGUGCAAAAACAUAGAAGACAUCCGGAAUACCAUCCGCUCAGGCGCCGCUCAACGCCCACACGCACAACGCCUUUUCUGCAGCGGUUGGAUGCAUUCCAUGACCGAUGGCCAGGCUCUCUCCAGCAUGAUCGAUGACCUCGACACCAGGCCUAUCUUCAUUGACUCCAAAGACCUCCACUCCGCCUGGUGCAACUCCGCUGCCCUCGCCGAUCUCGGCGUCGACGCUACCACCCCCAACCCAGAGGGUGGAGAUAUCGCACGCGACAAGGACGGCCGCCCCUCGGGGCUCCUCAGCGAAGCAGGGGCCGUUACGAUCGUCUGGCCGCAUACCGCGCGCGUGGCCUCGGUGGCCGAGAAACAGGGGUACGUGCGAAACGCCGUGGCCGCGUACAACGCAGCUGGGUACACGGGGAUGGUGGAGAUGGCCACGGACGAGAAUAUUUGGGAGACGGUCGUGCAGCUGCGCAAGCAGGAAUUCGUACCCAUUCGUCUCGCCAUGCACUGGAUCAUCACGCCCGCCGCGACAGAGGCUGAGGUCCUGUCCCAGGUUGACCGGGCGAUCGCCCUGCAUGCUGAAUACAACAAGACGACCUCGCCAAACUUCCGCAUCGCCGGCAUAAAGGUCAUCUGCGAUGGUGUGGUGGAUGCCUGCACUGCUGCUCUUAGUGAGCCCUACAGUACGGCUGUGGCUUCGCCCGCACCGCUCUGGGGGGCUGGUAUCCUAGCUAAGGUCGUGCAGCGGGCCGAUGGAGCCGGUCUCCAGUGUGCUCUGCAUGCUAUCGGUGACGAAGCUGUGCGUCUUGCUAUUAAUGCGUUAGAGACUGUGAAGCCGGCAGAUGCUGUCUCGCGUCGCCACCGUAUCGAACACCUCGAGGUUACGGCCCCAGGAGACGCGGAGCGGCUCGCAGCCCUGGGCAUAACCGCUAGUAUUCAGCCUGUCCAUGCUGACCCCACCAUCCUGCGCGCCUGGCCUCGUCUCCUCGGGCCAGAACGUGUUCGGCGUGCGUUUGCCUACCGGGAGUUCCAUGACAAGGGGGCAAAUGUGGCCAUUGGGACGGAUUCGCCGACGGCGCCGCACCUCCCGUUGCGGAACUUGUAUACGGCGACGACGAGACGGUCUGCGCGGGAACCCCAAUGUGAGGAAACUGUGAACCCGGGGUUUGCGUUGACCCUUGUGCAGGCUAUUCAGGCGGCCACGGCUGGGUCGGCGUAUUCUUGCUUCGCGGAUGAUAUCACAGGAUCUCUUGAGGUGGGGAAGAAGGCUGAUUUUGUGGUAGUUGAUAUGGAUUGGGAUGCAGAGAAGUUGUUGGAGGCAAGAGUUUGCGAGACGUACUUCGAUGGGAAGCGUGUGUUUUCCUCUGAUGCCAAAUAG
This is a messenger RNA of Aspergillus puulaauensis, 1617 nucleotides long. RefSeq names its product amidohydrolase. Gene Ontology annotation, molecular function: hydrolase activity, acting on carbon-nitrogen (but not peptide) bonds. Bases 1 to 1617 code for a protein of 538 amino acids. Lineage: Eukaryota; Fungi; Ascomycota; Eurotiomycetes; Eurotiales; Aspergillaceae. The record is from RefSeq and is a predicted model, not a curated record. The transcript is spliced from 2 exons.